This is a messenger RNA of Hemibagrus wyckioides, 2141 nucleotides long. It is a transcript of the gene ino80b, whose product is annotated as INO80 complex subunit B. The record is from RefSeq and is a predicted model, not a curated record. Gene Ontology annotation, cellular component: Ino80 complex. Lineage: Eukaryota; Metazoa; Chordata; Actinopteri; Siluriformes; Bagridae. Gene Ontology annotation, biological process: chromatin remodeling. Bases 314 to 1351 code for a protein of 345 amino acids. The transcript has 5 exons.
CUCUCUAGUGUGGUUGUAGUUGCUAACGCAGUGCUCAAUAAUUUAUUUACAAAAAGGAGUUAAAAUAAGUAAAAAGGAGUCUGUCUGUCGACGUGAAUUUUAUUACCGUGCGAUCCGUUUUAAGACUUUUUUUUUAAAGUUGAACCAAAGCUACUGUAGGUUUUCGUUUGUAUAUAUCGCUUAUCCGGUUAGCUCGCUAGCUAGCACCGAGGAGUUAGUUAGUUGGUAAGCAGUGCUCGUUAAAGUGAGUGAAUAAUUAAAGAGUGAAGAUGAUGGCAGUGUGGGUGAGCUGAGGGUUUAUACACCAGAUUCAAUGGGAAAGAGGAAGGACAUGAUGAUCCACCCCAGGUUUCUUGUAGGGGAUGAUGACUACAACGCCCACAGGAAGAAGCACAAAAAGCACAAGAAACAUAAGAAGAAGCACCACCGUGACGAUGGCCACAGCUUCUCGUCUGAGGCUCUGGAGUCAGACACAGGCAUCGUGCUGAAGCCUCCACAGCUAAAGCUGAAGAUCAAAUUAGGAGGACAAACACUGGGCACCAAGAGCGUUCCCACCUUCACGGUGAUCCCGGAGGCCGUGCGGUCGAUGUCUCCUCUGGUUGUGGACAGUGAUGAUGACGACGACUCUGAUGAUGAAGAUGACGAGGACGACAAUGAGGACGAUGAUGAGCCCUCAGAGGGAGUUCCUAUUGAGCAGUACCGUGCCUGGCUCGACGAGGACAGUAACUUGGAGCCUUCUCCUCUACCAGACAUGGACACCGAUUCGUUUUUGGAAGGCCCCAUGGACGAGGAGGAGAAGUGGCUUGACGCACUGGAGAAAGGAGAACUGGAUGAUAACGGAGAGCUGAAAAAGGAGAUAGACGAGUCUCUUCUGACUGCCAGACAGAAAGCGCUGUUGCACAAGCAGCAGAUCCAGCCCCUCUUCGAGCUCCCCAUGGGCUACAAAGAGAAGGAGCUGACGGCCGAGAUGCUGCAGAAGCGAGAGGAACGGGCCCGCAAGAGACGCCUGCAAGCGGCCAAAAAGGCUGAAGAGAACAAGAACCAGACCAUCGAGAGGCUCACCAAGACCAGCAAGGCCAAAAUGAAAAGCACAAAAGAGCGCAAGGCCAAGCAGGUACAGGUGCCCAUGGUGAGGUACUCUGAUAACGCUCAGGGGGCAGCGAUCUCUUACCCGGUUGGAGUGACCGCUCCGGCACCUGCCCCUCCAUGCCCACUUCCUCCUGUUCCUGUGAGCUGUGGGGUCGCUGGCUGCUCCAACCUGAAGAAGUACUCAUGCUCCAAGACGGGAACUCCUCUCUGCAGUCUGGACUGUUACAGGAAGAACUUAACGCUUGUAGAAAGUGCAGCUUGAGCUUAAAGAACUCACAGACAUGUGUUGCACUGUUGGAACGGCUGGAUUUAUGGAUGUCUAUAAGUUCAGAGAGACUAAUUUAUACUUUAAAACUCUGUGACUCUGAAAAUCCAGAAAUUUUUCUUUUUUUGAAGUUUUUUUGAGUUCAUUUCCUGUACAGUUGACUUUCUAACAUGGAUGUCCUUCACAGCAUCCGAUCCCAAUCCAUCAAGAAUACAUAUUCUGUCAUGAAACCAACCGCUUGACAGAAACCUGUUCCGUUUAUCUAUUUAAAGUUGUUUUAUUAUUUUUAGCGCCCUCUGCUGUCUCAGCAAUCUCCCUCUGCUAAAAUAUAUAUAAAUAUACAGUAUAUUCAUUAUGGUUCUCCAUCUAAAGGGAAUAGGAAGAGCCGACUAACUUUGUUCGGGCUGGGGGCGGGGCUUAUUUCAAAGAUACUGAAGGGUACUCUUUAAAAACUUAUGAUUACAGGUUUAAAGAAAUAACUUUAUACAAUUAAAAUCCAAAAUGGAGAAACUGGAUGCUGUGAUUUGUGUGUAAAAAAAAAAAAAAAAAAUCCUGCUUGAUUUCUGUUACAGAUGAUCUUCAUUUGUUCAUGUAAAUUAUGUUGAAUUAGAGAAGAGCACUAUGCUGAAUCAGUGUAGAUGUAAAAACCCCAAAGUAUUGAUGUAGUGUUUGUGUGAUGCUUCAGCCUUUCAAAGGCUUUAGCAUUUUAAUUUUUUCUUGACUACCCCAGAUUUUUUUAUUAUUAUUUUUUUUUGUAAAAAGUCCGAAAUAAACAAGGUGACAUGGC